UGCCUAGCCAAACAGGAGGGAUUCUCCAGCCAAUAAACCAAAGUAUCGUGAGAUCUGGCAUCACUCAGGGUCUGGAAGAAAUCUCUCUCUCUCUCUCUCUCUCUCUCUCUCUCUCUCUCUCUCUCUCUCUCAUCAAUGGAGGAAGAGAAAUGGGGUGAAGCCGUUAUGGGUACGCUGGUUAGCCUCGACGUCCGCCAAUUCUCCCAUCUGACAAACUCUUUAGCGUCAGACUCUCUGCACAAGCAACGACGCCUUUGCUACCUCCUCAAAUCACCCCACCAUUUCACCCAAACUGUCCGCUACAUCGAGAGCCUCUCCUUCCACCAAAAAGCAUUGCUCCUUGCUCGCUUGCUCCUAAGGUCACUGGUUCAAAUCACACUCGUUCCUUCCUCUUCAAACACAGAUGCUACAAAGAAUCAGAACGUGGACAGUGGAUCACGCGACUUGGACGCUGCCUUAUUACUCUUCGCCUUAUGUGAGGCGUCCGAUUUAGAUUCCACGGAUUGGCACACGAGCCUCACUGAUCAUUUUCUAAAGAAUGUGCUGAGCUUAGCUGGGUUAGGAGUUUCCGGGUGGGCCAUUUUGGGUCCAUGCGUAGACACUGCCGUCAAAUGCCGGCAGUUUCUUGAAGCGGUUACUGGACAGAAUAAGUCAGCGGGAUCGGUAACUUGGGUUGAAGAGUAUGAUGGAAAUGGUACUUCCAAGGAGUGUGUGAUUUGCUGGGAAGAGCUGGAAAGUGAGAAGAGGGAUGGGUGUAAAUUGCCAUGUGAGCAUGUAUUCCAUUGGUUUUGUAUAUUGCCUUGGCUUAGAAAGGCAAACACAUGCCCAUGUUGUAGGUUUGAGCUGCUGACAACUGCUACCGGCGACGAUGUUUUCUGUGAGAUAGAGAGGCUUUGGAGGAUUGUGAUUGCAAGGAGCAGACGGAAUUGGCAAAGCGGUUAUCAUGAUUGAAUGAGUGGUUCAUUUGGGCUUGUACGAUGUUGUUUGUUUUCUUGAAUUUGUGUACUAAGAAAUAAAUGAGAUGCAUGUUCGACGGCCCCUACUCAUCGAUGUAACUGUGAUUUCGCAUGCCGGUGAUGGCACAAUAAAUCGGUCUUCAAGCU
Molecule: messenger RNA, 1103 nt
Organism: Magnolia sinica
Lineage: Eukaryota; Viridiplantae; Streptophyta; Magnoliopsida; Magnoliales; Magnoliaceae
Product: E3 ubiquitin-protein ligase SGR9, amyloplastic-like
Exons: 1
Coding region: 136-951 (271 amino acids)
Biological process (GO): protein ubiquitination
Cellular component (GO): cytoplasm
Molecular function (GO): ubiquitin protein ligase activity
Source: RefSeq, a predicted model, not a curated record